This is a messenger RNA of Empidonax traillii (willow flycatcher), 1391 nucleotides long. RefSeq names its product abhydrolase domain containing 13 (gene ABHD13). The record is from RefSeq and is a predicted model, not a curated record. The transcript is spliced from 3 exons. Gene Ontology annotation, cellular component: membrane. The coding region runs from base 228 to 1241 and encodes 337 amino acids. Lineage: Eukaryota; Metazoa; Chordata; Aves; Passeriformes; Tyrannidae. Gene Ontology annotation, molecular function: palmitoyl-(protein) hydrolase activity.
GUGUUGGGGGUCUGUCCGUGCAUAAACGCGGCUUUUUCCUGGGAGCGGCUGGCAGGCCGGUUCUGUCCCCGCGGGUGCGCGGCUCCUGUGCCGGCCUUUCGGGACGUGGCUCCCGAGGAGCUGCUGCGUUGGCAACGCCGUCAGAAGUUCCUGCAGGCAGAGAUGAAGCCUGGGAAAUCAUCACAUCUAAAGGAUUUACUUGAAGUAAAAGAUCACUGACUUCUACAAUGGAAAAAUCAUGGAUGCUUUGGACCUUUGUUAAAAGAUGGCUACUAGCUUUGGCUUCCUGGUCUUGGAGUCUGUGCCGUAUUUGUCUUUUACCCCUGAUAGUGACUUUCCACCUGUACGGAGGCAUUAUACUACUUAUUUUGAUAUUUGUAUCAAUAGCGGGUAUAUUAUAUAAAUUCCAGGAUGUGCUGCUUUACUUUCCUGAACAGCCCUCUUCAUCACGCCUUUAUGUUCCUAUGCCUACCGGUAUACCACAUGAAAAUAUCUUCAUCAAAACCAAAGAUGGAGUUCUUCUCAAUCUUAUCCUGCUGAGAUACACAGGGGACAAUGCAGCUUAUUCUCCAACCAUCAUUUACUUUCACGGCAACGCAGGCAACAUCGGCCACAGGUUGCCAAAUGCUUUGUUAAUGCUGGUAAACCUGAAAGUAAACUUGAUUCUGGUCGAUUAUAGAGGGUAUGGAAAAAGUGAAGGAGAAGCAAGUGAAGAAGGCUUGUACUUAGAUUCUGAGGCUGUGUUAGACUAUGUGAUGACUCGGUCCGAUCUCGAUAAAACAAAAAUUUUUCUUUUUGGCCGUUCCUUGGGGGGAGCAGUAGCUAUUCACUUAGCUUCUGAAAAUUCCCAUAGGAUUUCUGCCAUCGUGGUGGAGAACACCUUUCUUAGCAUCCCUUAUAUGGCCAGCACUUUGUUCUCUUUCUUUCCAAUGCGAUAUCUUCCCUUAUGGUGCUACAAAAAUAAAUUUCUGUCCUACAGAAAAAUCUCUCAGUGCAGAAUGCCUUCUCUCUUCAUCUCUGGGUUGUCUGACCAGUUAAUUCCACCAGUUAUGAUGAAGCAACUUUAUGAAUUAUCCCCAGCUCGGACUAAGAGAUUGGCAAUAUUUCCUGAUGGAACUCAUAAUGACACUUGGCAGUGCCAGGGUUAUUUCACUGCACUUGAACAGUUCAUCAAAGAAGUAAUAAAGAGUCACUCCCCUGAAGAAAUGGCGAAAACAUCAUCUAACGUAACAAUAAUAUAAUUGAUAUUCUUCUUUGGGGUAGGGUGGGGGGCGUACCUGCACUGUACCUUGAUUUGUGAUAAGUGGUAAAAGAAUGUCCAUUUUUAAAUGUAUGUCAUGUCUGUACUUGCCUAAAGAGUGAAAUUAAACUUGGAAAGGUCUGAUAUUUUA